AAGAAGAGAGCCCAACUGAAAGCAAGAGGGAGCCAAACAAGAAAAAGAGGAAGAUGAUUUCAGAAAUUAUUUCUCAUGAAGAAGAUACUACUAUACAGUGGAUGUCAUCUGUGGAAGCAAAGAUCGAAGAUAAAAAAGUUAAAGGAGAAAAUAAACUAACAUCAGAGAAAUUGGAACAUCUCCGAAAGGAAAAGAUAAACUGCUUCCGGAACAAACACAAAAUUCAUGUCCAAGGAACUGAUCUUCCUGAUCCAAUUGCUACAUUUCAGCAACUUAACCAGGAAUAUAAAACUAAUUCUCGACUGCUUCAGAACAUUCUAGAUGCAGGCUUCCAUGCGCCAACACCAAUCCAAAUGCAAGCCAUUCCAGUUAUGCUGCAUGGUCGGGAACUUCUGGCUUCUGCUCCUACAGGAUCUGAAAAGACUCUAGCUUUUAGCAUUCCCAUUUUAAUGCAGCUGAAACAGCCCACAAAUAAAGGCUUCAGAGCACUGAUUAUAUCCCCAACCCGAGAACUUGCCAGCCAGACUCACCGAGAGCUAAUUAAAAUCUCCGAGGGCACGGGAUUUAGGAUACACAUGAUCCACAAAGCAGCAGAAGCAGCCAAGAAAUUUGGACCUAAAUCAUCCAAGAAGUUUGAUAUUCUUGUGACUACUCCUAAUCGACUAAUUUAUUUAUUAAAGCAAGAUCCACCAGGAAUAGACCUAACAAGUGUCGAGUGGCUGGUGGCAGAUGAAUCAGACAAACUGUUUGAAGAUGGCAAAACUGGAUUUAGAGACCAGCUGGCUUCCAUUUUCCUGGCUUGCACAUCCCACCAGGUCAGAAGAGCUAUGUUCAGUGCAACUUUUGCAUAUGAUGUUGAACAGUGGUGCAAGCUCAACUUGGACAAUGUCAUCAGUGUAUCCAUUGGUGCAAGGAAUUCUGCAGUGGAGACAGUAGAACAAGAACUUCUCUUUGUUGGGUCUGAGACUGGAAAACUUCUGGCCGUGAGAGAACUUGUUAAAAAGGGUUUCAAUCCACCUGUUCUUGUUUUUGUCCAGUCCAUUGAAAGGGCUAAAGAACUUUUUCAUGAGCUCAUAUAUGAAGGUAUUAAUGUGGAUGUUAUUCAUGCAGAAAGAACACAGCAACAGAGAGGUAACACUGUCUACAGCUUCAGAGCAGGAAAAAUCUGGGUUCUUAUUUGUACAGCCUUGCUUGCAAGAGGGAUUGAUUUUAAAGGUGUGAACUUGGUGAUCAACUAUGAUUUUCCAACCAGCUCUGUGGAAUACAUCCAUCGAAUAGGUCGAACUGGAAGAGCAGGGCAUAAAGGAAAAGCUGUUACAUUUUUCACUGAAGAUGAUAAGCCAUUAUUAGGAAGUGUUGCCAAUGUUAUACAGCAGGCCAGUUGUCCUGUACCAGAAUACAUAAAAGGUUUUCAGAAACUACUAAGCAAACAAAAGAAAAAGAUGAUUAAGAAACCAUUGGAAAGGGAGAGUAUUAGCACAACUCCAAAAUAUUUCUUAGAGCAAGAUAAAGGUAAACAGAAAAAGGUCACUGGCCAGAAGAGCAAGAAGAACGUAGCUCAUGAAAACAAAAGUUAAAAGCAGACUUCUUUUAAAAAGACUCACAGAAAUGUAAUUUUAUGGUCCCAGCAUAAAUGUUCUUCAAGACUUGUCAUCACUGCUACCAGACAUUUGGCAUCAAGUCCAAGUACAUAAAACUAUUGGAAAAUGAUCCUAAACUACUAAUGCAUCAUGUCAGAUUUUGAUUUAGCUGAA
Molecule: messenger RNA, 1754 nt
Organism: Octodon degus (degu)
Lineage: Eukaryota; Metazoa; Chordata; Mammalia; Rodentia; Octodontidae
Product: probable ATP-dependent RNA helicase DDX52
Exons: 1
Coding region: 54-1577 (507 amino acids)
Biological process (GO): maturation of SSU-rRNA
Cellular component (GO): 90S preribosome
Molecular function (GO): ATP binding; RNA helicase activity; nucleic acid binding
Source: RefSeq, a predicted model, not a curated record